CUCUCCCUCUCCCCGCAGCGCUGAAGUUGCAGCUGGACACCAAGCUCUUCGGACAGCACUUGGCCAAGGAGGUGGUGCUGAAGGCGGUGAUGGGCUUCAGCAACAACCCCAGCCCCAAGAAGCCGCUGAUGCUCUCGCUGCACGGCUGGGCUGGCACCGGCAAGAACUUCCUCAGCCAGAUCCUGGCGGAGCACGUCCACCCCGCCGGCCUGCGCAGCAAGUUCGUCCAUCUCUUCCUGGCCACCCUGCACUUCCCCCACCACGACCAGGUCAAGACCUACAAGGAACAGCUGCAGAACUGGAUUCGGGGCAAUGUCAGUGCCUGUCCCCACUCUGUCUUCAUUUUUGAUGAGAUGGACAAAAUGCAUCCAGGUCUCAUCGAUGCCAUCAAGCCAUUCUUAGACUAUUAUGAGCAGGUUGACGGGGUGUCCUACAGGAAAGCUAUCUUCAUCUUCCUCAGCAAUGCAGGUGGUGACUUAAUUAAUAAAGCAGCUCUUGACUUCUGGGCAAGUGGAAAGCGCAGGGAGGAGAUUCAGCUGAAAGACCUGGAGCCCAUGUUAUCUGUAGGAGUCUUCAAUAACAAGAACAGUGGACUGUGGCACAGCAGCCUCAUUGACAGGAACCUCAUAGACUACUUUGUCCCCUUCCUGCCCCUGGAGCACAAGCAUGUGAAGAUGUGUGUCAGGGCUGAAAUGAUAGCCCGUGGCUAUGCUGUUGAUGAGAACAUCGUUCAAGCAGUGGCUGAUGAGAUGACAUUCUUCCCAAAAGAGCAGAAAAUCUACUCUGAUAAAGGCUGCAAGACUGUACAGGCCAAGCUGGAUAUUCAUGAAGACAUUGUGAUGAGAGAUACAAAAGCCAAGGGCUGAGUACCCGUCAGGACUCCAAAGCACUUUCAGAGCUUUUGGAAAUCUGUGUUUUUGCACUUAAGCUUUUCUACUGUU
Nestor notabilis (Kea) is the source of this 941-nucleotide messenger RNA. RefSeq names its product torsin family 1, member B (torsin B) (gene TOR1B). Lineage: Eukaryota; Metazoa; Chordata; Aves; Psittaciformes; Psittacidae. Gene Ontology annotation, molecular function: kinesin binding; ATP binding; ATP hydrolysis activity. The annotation marks the transcript as partial. Gene Ontology annotation, biological process: protein localization to nucleus; nuclear membrane organization. Gene Ontology annotation, cellular component: nuclear envelope; endoplasmic reticulum; endoplasmic reticulum lumen. The transcript has 4 exons. The record is from RefSeq and is a predicted model, not a curated record.